AUGUGCGGCCGCUGUGAUGAGCUUCUCGACAUUUGUCGGGGCCCGUCCCUCUCUCUCUUGGACCGCAUCUCCAUCCUUUCUCAUCGGCUCUUCACCACAGACCAGGGCCGGCCGAACUUCGGCGAGCCGACCGACCACGUCCUCUUCCUGUCACUGAAGACCCUCCUCGGCCAGCUCACCAUCGCGCAUUUGGGCAUCACCGAAGAGCGCCUCCGCUCGCAGCCGCCCAACCAUGUGACAUACUACGAGGUGUUGCACACCCCCUACGUGUCGAUGGGAGUCUUCCUACUCGGCUGCGGGGCCUACCUCCCGCUCCACGACCAUCCCGACAUGACGGUCAUCACGUCGGUCGUUCGGGGCAGUGUUCGCCACCAGGCCUUCGACUGGGUGGAAAACACCCCCCCUCAGGCCCUCUUCCAGAAGCCGGUCGGCGGGUUCAACUUCCGGCCCAUCCCCCUGGCCCUCCCUGGGCCCGGCGAGGGCACGACCCCCUGCACCAUGGCCACCUCCGGGGCCGCUGCCACCGUCACCAGCAUCGAUGCCCUCCCGGUCGGCACCUCGGCCGCCCAUGUCUGCCCCGGCGAUGGGGCUCCCCCGGCCGGGGGGGUGGCUUCGCCCGGGUCGGCCCCGGUGUGGACCCCCUGCGGGUCGGCCUCCUGUUCAUCCUCCUGCUCGGCCUCCUCAUCCUCUUCCUCCGGGAGCCUGGCCGCCGCUGGGGAGAGCUCCGGCCUGGAUGCGACAUUGGCCGGCUCCUCGGCCACCGCCGCCGCCGCCGCCGCCGCCGCCGCCGCUGCCGCCGCCGCCACCACCACCACCGCCACCGGGGGCGGCGGGACGCGGCCGGCCGUCCGGUCCCCCUACGGCAUGGCCAAUCCCACCCCGCUUUCCAGUGCCGCCCCGGCUGCGGCGUCCCUCGGCUCGGACUCUGCGCGGGCCGUACUGGACACCAUGAGGAACCAGGCCCUCCAGAGCCUCCGGCAGACUGUCCGGUCCUUCGGCGGCCGGGAGGCCAUCCGCAUUGCCGACCAGGUGGUCGAGGCGCCGGCUCUGCACACGCUCUUUCCCACCAGCGGCGGGAACAUCCACGCGUUUGCUGCCCUGCCGGAUGCCCCAUCAGUUCUUUUCGAUAUUCUGGCCCCGCCAUACUCCGAGGACGAUGUGGCCUACUGCCCGGAUGGCGGUGAGGCUGUUGCUUCCUCUCGCUCCUCCUCCUCUUCACACGAAUGUCCCUCCGGGGCAACCAGCGCCAAUAAUGGCGCCGCCUUCUCCAUGGGCAAACUCUCGACCAGCAGCAUCCCCUCCGGUGUGGAGGAGGUUUUCGCUGGCGGCGCUGGCGGCGCUACCGGGCCUUCGUUGACUAGCCUGCUGCUGAACCACUCGCGCGAGGUGUCUCCCCCGCCGUCUCCGCCGUCGGCCGAAGCCCGGCACUUUGCCGCUCCCCUCGAGGGGGCCUGGCCCGCCCACGUUUCUCUUUCCCCGACGGGCAGCGCCGGGGGGAUGGCGAUGUCUGCCACGGGCGUUCCAAGCCCCAUCGGCACUGGGGGGCUCAUCAGCGCCGCCGGCACCACCACUGGUACCACUGCUGCCGCUGUUGGCGCUGCCACCAGCAUGGACGCCGCCUCUCCCACGGCCCUGGGCAUCGCAGGGGUCGACACUGACGGCGGGCAUUCCUCCACUCCCGGGCCUUCAUCUGGCGCUCCUCCGCCUUGUACCUUCCACACUUGCCCCAAGUUUGGGUCGGCUCUCACGGCGGCCGCCCAGCUGGCGGCCCUUCCGCUGACAGCCUCCGGCCUGCUGUCUCAGUUCGACGGCCUGGAGCUGUCUGUCCUGGCCGGCCAUCACCAAGCGCCGGCUGGGCACCACCUGGAUGGCCGGUGGCCGAUGAUGCCGGGCACGUCUUCCGGGCCCGGGCUGCCGCUGCCCCUGCAUCCGACCCGGGUGAGCUCGUCCUCCUCGGAGGAGGAUGUUGCCCGGGGGGGUGACCCCUUGGGGAGUGGCAGCGACCAUGGCAAUGCCGGCCCCGGCAUCAGCAUCAGUAGCAACAGCAGCAGCAGCAGCAGCAGCAGCAGCGGCGGCGGCGGCGGCGGUGGCGGCGGUGGCCCCAUGAGUGGUGGUGGCGGCGGAGUUGGCCCACUGGCCGAGCAGUUUGCGUCGGUGGGCUUCGGCUCGCAGCCACCUUCGCCCCGGGCUGCCGAGGGGCUGACAUCGGCUCCUGGGCCCUUCGAGCGGGCUUCCUCCUCGCCCUCCUUCUUCGACUCCGGGAACCAUAGUCCCCGGCCGAUGGAGGGGUCGGUUUCUCUGGCGACGUCGGCAUCUUCCUCGUCGCUGUCGCUGGCGGUCCCGGCGACUGGGUCGUCUGCUGCGGUAAGCUGCUCGGCCACCCCCCUGGCCGGUGGUGAUGGUGGUUCUUCAGUUUCUUCUCCCUCGCCUCCGGGGCGUCUGCCCAACGCCGGCGGUAGCCCGCUGCCGCCGGCCCUGGGCCACGAAUCGGGGGAGGGGACGGGACCUGGAGCAUCGCCGGCAGCCGCGGCGGCGGCGGCGGCGGUGGCUGCUGUUGCUGCGGCGGCAGCCGCGGCCGCCGCCGUCGCCGCGGCCGCCGAAGAUCGCCGGCGCGACUGCACCUACUUCAGUGAGUUUUUGAUUGACGGCCAUCAGCGCGCUUCCAUCGGGAUCCCGAUUGGCUUGGCCUUCUUGACGCCAGCCUUCCCGGAAUAUUCCUCCGAUGUGGAAGCCUAUCAUGGGACACAGAUCCACCAUGUUUUGGCGGAUUCCUUCGGGGCGUAUGCCUCGUCUGACGUGGAUGAGGGCGACUUUCCGGAGUGCCCGGCACUGACGCCCGUGGUGCCGACUGGGGACACCUCGCCUGGCGUCGGCCCCGAUGGCUACGCGUCCAUCUUUUCGCUCAAGGUGUCAGAUGGCCUUGCGGGGCCGGCCAUGUCCUCGAGCAUGGCUGCCGGCGCGGGAGCCUCCGGUGCAGCGGUGGUCCGGCCAUCCGGUGGUGGCACCGCCUCGGCCGUGUCGCCGCUGGUGCUAACUCCGAAGGGCUGACAUCCUGCACGGAGUCAUCUUGACCCACGGGCAUCAUGUGUCUGUGUGUAUGCGUGUGAACGCGCGUAUGCGUGUGUGUACUGGCAUGCGACACCGCCAUGCUGUCUGUCUCUCGAUCGCGCGGGGCCUGCCCAACACGUCCUGCACAUGGCCGCCUUCUCUCCCUCCCCCCCCCCCCCCCCCCCUCUCUCUCUCUCUCUCUCUCUCCCUUGUCCUCAACUUCUGGCCGUUCGCCUCCCUAUUUUUCUCCUUGCCAGCCGAGGAGAGGGAUGUGCCACUGUUGAAUGGGGGCCCCACCCUAUCCUGUGGGUGUUCCUGCCCACCCAGAUGGCUUUCAGGGCGAUGUGUUCUCUCGUUCGGGCCCGUCCCUUCGAUUGCCCCUCGCCGCAUCGCUGCUCCCCCCUCUCUCCUCUUCCCUCUCCCUAGACACUUUGCCUCGCUCCGUCAAUUUGCCACUUCCACCCCAAUCGGAGGAGGACCACUGCCUGUACUUGUCAAGCCCCCCCCCCCCAUGUUUCGUUGCCCUUCUCUCGCACGAAACUCGACUACACUCCCCCCUCUUUCACA
Molecule: messenger RNA, 3615 nt
Organism: Fonticula alba
Lineage: Eukaryota; Rotosphaerida; Fonticulaceae
Exons: 4
Coding region: 1-3048 (1015 amino acids)
Molecular function (GO): oxidoreductase activity, acting on single donors with incorporation of molecular oxygen, incorporation of two atoms of oxygen
Source: RefSeq, a predicted model, not a curated record